Messenger RNA from Pterocles gutturalis (yellow-throated sandgrouse), 654 nucleotides. RefSeq names its product Yip1 domain family, member 6 (gene YIPF6). The transcript has 6 exons. Gene Ontology annotation, cellular component: trans-Golgi network; membrane. Gene Ontology annotation, biological process: endoplasmic reticulum to Golgi vesicle-mediated transport. Lineage: Eukaryota; Metazoa; Chordata; Aves; Pterocliformes; Pteroclidae. The annotation marks the transcript as partial. The record is from RefSeq and is a predicted model, not a curated record.
UUUGCAGGUCUUGCUGAUGUGUCGAUAUCUGAAGAUAUUCCAGUGGAAGGGGAGAUUACUGUUCCUGUCGGAUCUCGCUCUCCUGAUGAAGACUACUCCACCCUGGAUGAGCCCGUCAGGGAUACCAUUAUGAGAGAUCUGAAGGCUGUUGGGAAGAAAUUUGUCCAUGUUAUGUAUCCAAAAAAGAGUAGCACCCUCCUCAGAGACUGGGAUCUUUGGGGCCCUUUGGUGCUCUGUGUCUCGCUUGCACUGAUGCUGCAGGGUGGAUCAGCAGACAGUAAAGACGACGGAGGGCCCCAGUUUGCCGAGGUCUUUGUCAUCAUCUGGUUUGGUGCAGUUGUCAUCACGCUGAACUCAAAGCUUCUUGGAGGAACUAUAUCUUUUUUCCAGAGCCUGUGCGUUCUGGGUUACUGUGUGCUGCCCCUGACAGUGGCAAUGCUGGUGUGCAGGCUGGUGCUGCUGGCAGGGUCGGGGACUGUCAGCUUCAUCAUACGUCUCAUCGUAGUCAUAGCUAUGUUUGGCUGGUCAACGUUAGCAUCUACAGCUUUCCUGGCAGACAGUCAGCCGCCAAACCGCAAAGCUCUUGUUGUGUACCCCAUCUUCCUCUUCUACUUUGUUAUCAGCUGGAUGAUUCUCACCUUCACACCUCAGUGA